Molecule: messenger RNA, 677 nt
Organism: Drosophila novamexicana
Lineage: Eukaryota; Metazoa; Arthropoda; Insecta; Diptera; Drosophilidae
Exons: 2
Coding region: 140-484 (114 amino acids)
Source: RefSeq, a predicted model, not a curated record
AUACUUUAAUUGUUCUGUAAGGAACGCAGAACAGAUUCUUAUAAAUUUGCCAAACCUGUAGCCGUCUUACAACCCAAAAUUAAUAGUAAAGAGUCGCGAACAUUCUUGCCGCAUUACAAACUUCUAAAUUUUCCGUAUCAUGGAUUUGAAGAACUUUGAGGAGCGCUGGCGUUGCAACCAUCCGUACGAUGACUGGACGCCGCCCUUUCGGGUCGGGCCAAUGGAAGAGAUAUUCUCCGGGGGCCCGCCACACGAAGAACUAAGCAAUCCUCUGCCGCAGCCUGUAACGCAGCCAAGCCUGAACAUCUUGGCAGGCAGUAGUCUACAAAAGCGCCAACAUAAGAACGAGGGUCCGCACUUUAAUCCCUGCUCGAUUCCGACUGAUUCUGGACUCUAUUUGCGCUAUCGCAACAAGGAAACGAAUAAUGUAUUGCGGAAGCUGUGGUGCCUGGACAAGUCAAAUGUUUGCGAAUACCCUAAGUGAUGCCCAAUGGAGGUCUAUGCCUUGAACCUGCACUAGACCCAGCCACGGAACAAAAAUCAUUUCAUCAAAGCGAUGGCAUCACUGCACAUGAUAAUUGUGGGUGGCACACGACGAAAAAGCGUGAAUAAACAAUGUCGCGACUGAAUUAGUUUUACAUACAAAAAAUAAAAAUAAAAAAAAAAGAUCAACAGCA